This is a messenger RNA of Panicum virgatum (switchgrass), 564 nucleotides long. RefSeq lists its product as uncharacterized. Bases 1 to 564 code for a protein of 187 amino acids. The transcript has a single exon. The record is from RefSeq and is a predicted model, not a curated record. NCBI's taxonomy places the organism in Eukaryota, Viridiplantae, Streptophyta, Magnoliopsida, Poales, Poaceae.
AUGAGCUUCUACUUGGACAGGCUCGAGGCCGCGGGAGGGGCCCCGGCGCCCCCACCCCCGCGCGCGCGGGCGUGGCCUUGUGGUUACCAGGACCACCAGCACGCCGCCGCUAUUCUUCCUCGCCAGCCGUGUCCUCGGGCGGCCAGUUCGGUUACGGCGGCGCCGGCAAGGGAGGAGGCGGGAGGCGGAGGCGGCGGGGAGAUGCGGAAGAAGAGGUUCUGGGAGCCGCAGACGCCGCACGCGGGCUGCCCGCCACCCAAGCGGAGGGCCGUUGCGCCCGCUCGGCGCCGGUUCCCGCCCGGCUGCGGGAGGGACGCGAGGACGCCGCACGCGCGCUGCCCGCCGCCCAAGCGGAGGGCCGUUGUGCCCACUCUGCGCCGUUACCCAUCCGGCUGCGGGAGGGACGCCGGGGCGCCGCUGUUCCACGUCCACGACGCCGGUGACGACGGUUCGCGGUUUGUACCCGCGCGGCGCGGCGGCGGCCCGGGCGCACCCCUGCAUGAGUCGGCUCCUAUCUCGUCCUACUACUACUCUCGCGGGCGGUGUCACAGCCCCAAAUUUUAG